AUGGGAGAAAAAGAAUCAAAUGUAACUAACACAAAUAUUACGCUAUGUGCAUAUAACUGUCAAAGCUUUAAAUCGAAUUCAUAUUAUAUUUCUAAGUUGUUAAAGUCUUUCGAUAUUAUUUUUAUAUCAGAACAUUGGCUUUUAAAUAUUGAGAGUUUUUUGUUAAAUAACAUUGCAUUACUAACACACAAAGUUUUUUUUCAUGCGGCAGAAAAAAAUACACACGGUAGACCAUAUGGAGGAAAUGCUUUUAUGGUACGAAAAAAAUUGUCGUCUUUUUACAUAAUACAUGAAGAUGAAAACAUUCUUGCUAUUAAAGGCACACUUAACAAUCGUAACUUAAUUUUUAUUGGUGUUUACCUUUCAUCUUGUCGUAAUAAUAACGAAUCAUACGCAAAAUACUCUUCUCAGUUACAAACAAUCACUUCAAUAAUGAACAACUAUGAGGAUGAAGGAGAAUGUAUUAUUUCCGGAGACUUUCAGUCAUUUCCAUAUAAAAUAUAUGAUUCAGAGCUUCGUAAAAACAAAACUAGGAACAAUUUCUCAAAACAUCUCACUAAUUUUAUUGAAUCAAAUCAGCUCGCUUUUGUCGAGAUAAUCAACGGUGCUGGGCCUACUUAUACCUAUCAACAUAAAACUCUUUCUAAUUCUUCUUACAUUGACCAUAUUGCAUCCUAUAAACAGACAGAACUAUGUUUUACAAACUGUCAAGUUAUGCAAUCUUCACCGCUUAACCUUAGUGAUCACCUUCCGGUGUCUACGAAUAUUAACUUUGAAGGUAACGGCUUAUCACACGAAAUAAAUAAUAUAAUGCAAAAAUAUAAUUCAAUACCAAAACAUGCAUGGAAUAACGAAAGGUUUAUUGACUUUUAUAAUCUCAAUCUAUCAAAAGCAUUUACUAGUUACGCAUUUAAGGAAGAUAAAAUAGAAGAAGAAAUUCAAAAAACAUGCUUAUAUAUAAAAAAUGCAGCUCUCUUGGCAGUUAAACAAUGUUUCGGACAAAAAGAAUUUUAUAAGUACUCGAAACCUUGGUGGACACCUGAGCUUAAAAAAAUUAAAGAUAAUCUCUCCUUUCACUUUAGACAAUGGCAAAAAUCAGGUUAUAAUAAGUCAACAGAAUGUAUAUCCUACAAAAGAUUUAUUUAUUCCCGAAAAAACUUUCGUAAAGCUGUAAAAGCGGCACAUAACAAAAAAAUUCACGAAAAAACUAAAAAUAUAGAACACUUACGCAAUACAAAUCCUCAAAGGUUUUGGGGUAAUAUUCGAAAAAUCAAAAAAAAUACCAACAAUCGACUCUUUACAAUUAAUAAAUUGCAGAACAAAAACGAAAUCGUCGAAGAAUUUAGUCAUCAUUUCCAAAAACUACUUAAUACACCGCAAUAUACAAAUAACGAGUUCAAUCCUCUCCAAAUUCCACAUUUAAGUAAAGAGCCUAAUUCAAAAGUUAUCUCGACAGCUGAUAUUGAAAAAUGUAUUUUAAAGCUUAAAAAUAAUAAAUCUUACGAUUGCUAUGAAAUCAGUGCUGAACAUCUUAAAAACUCUCACAACAAGAAUCUUCUUAUUUUACUUUCGUCGUUUUAUAACAAUAUGUUAACAAAUGGAAAGGUUCCACACGGUUUAUCAACCGCCAAAAUUAUCCCAUUAGUCAAGUCUUAUAAAACAUCACUAGAAAAUCCAAAUAACUAUCGAGGAAUCAGCAUUAUACCAAUUUUUACAAAACUUCUCGAAUAUCUUAUCAUACACAUAUGUCCAGAUAUAACAGAAAGUCAUUCCCAUCAAUUCGGUUUUAAAGAAAACAGCUCUACCCUCUACGCAGAAUUUCUUCUGAGUGAAACAAUAAAGCACUAUAAUCAUAAUAACUCACCGCUAUAUAUAUGCAGUCUAGACGCCAACAAAGCUUUUGACAGUUGUAAUUGGGAAUUACUAUUCGAGAAACUCUAUUACCAGAAAAAAAUCCCAUUAUCUAUAGUUCAUACAAUAUUAUCACUAUAUCAAACAGGAACUUCUAAUAUAUCAUAUCUUGGAUGUACAUCAAACAAAUUUAGGCUGUCUCAGGGAGUGCGUCAAGGAUCCAUACUGUCGCCUCAUCUCUACAAUAUCUACACAGAGAACCUUCUAGAGAAAAUUGUUUCAGAAUCAAAAGUUGGAACUUCAAUAAAUGGUGUAUACACAGGUAUCAUUGCAUAUGCUGAUGAUAUAGUUUUACAAAGUUCCACUAUAUCUGGUCUUCAGAGCCUUAUUAACAUUGUUCAAAAGUAUGGACUAUCGAACUUUAUUAAACUGAAUACAGAAAAAACUGAAUUUCUAAUAUCUGGAAUAAGUUCGAUUUUAAUUAACGUUAUUUAUAUUAACGGUGAUCCUAUCAAGCCUCAAAACAAUCUAAAACAUCUUGGUCUUAUAAGAAAUGGACUUCGCUUUUGCCAGCCUGCUACCAUAGUUCAUUUAUUUAAUUCUUUAGCUGUUCCAACGUUGUUAUACGGAUUAGAACUGUGUGGAAGCAGCAAUAAGUUUCUAAAUAGCAUUGAUAUAGCUGGACGAUCUGUCUUAAAAUCCUUCUUUAAUAUUUCAAAGCAAAGUAGAAAUUAUCUACAUUCUUAUUUCAAAGUAGACGCUGUGUCAGACAUUCUUUUUCGCAACAAGUUAAAUCUAUUUAUCAGGCUUUUAAACAACCCCAUAUGUUACUCGAUUAUACGGACUCAGAUGCCUUUAAUGAAUCAACGAUCAUUUGUGGGUGAGGUAAUGAUAAUGUGUAAGAAAGCUGAUAUAAACAUGCUCCAAUUUAUGAUCGAGGGUAAGAAAAUUAUAAUUGCACGCCCUCAGGAAGCAUUGGAGGCCAAUGUUGCGGCGAUCUUAAAACAAUCGUUCCAACACUGGAAUUUAAAGGAACAAAGAGAAGUAUUUAGAACGCUGAUGGAGGAAAACAUUCCAAGAACGAUGCAAGAAAAUACUUAA
Hydra vulgaris (swiftwater hydra) is the source of this 2952-nucleotide messenger RNA. Lineage: Eukaryota; Metazoa; Cnidaria; Hydrozoa; Anthoathecata; Hydridae. The record is from RefSeq and is a predicted model, not a curated record.